UGUGUGAAUGUGAAUGUCACUGUAAUGUAUUAUUUUCAUGAUUAUUAUGUAGACGCUUGUCGGACUCUCUUUUCCAAGGUGAGCGGUGACAUUUUAUUGCUGGGGCACACAAGGAGAGACGUCUCGCGGAGAGAAUACAACAUUUACUACCCGCCCGCUGACAGCGACCCUCGCUGAACCCGCGCGUUACUGGUGUGGGGAGCCCAGGCUGAGGGGGGCGGGCGCUGCAGGGCGUCGGAGGGAGAUGUCAUUCGCAGACGUCCUCCGCGGCGGUGACAUUGAUCUUUUUAUUUGUUUUUACUAUGACCCAAGAACAGUGCACUCACAGGAACAAUGUCCAGAGCUCAGAGAAACCGCACGUGUACAGAGUGGGGAUUUACGGAUGGCGGAAGCGUUGUCUUUACUUCUUCGUUCUCCUCCUCAUGUUCCUGAUUCUCAUCAACCUCGCUUUGACCAUCUGGAUCCUCAAAGUCAUGAGCUUCUCAACAGACGGUAUGGGCAAUUUAAGAAUCACAGAGAAGGGCCUGAAGCUCGAAGGGGACUCCGAGUUCCUCCAACCUCUGUAUGCCAAAAAAAUCGAGUCCAGACCAGGCACCCCUCUGUUCCUCCAAUCAUCCAAAAAUGUCUCUGUCAACAUUUUAAAUGGAAAUAAGCAGAUGGUCACGCAACUCGUUGCAGGGUCUAAGGGAGUGGUGGCUCAGGGGAAGAUGCUGGAGGUCCGGUCCAACACGGGGAAGCUGCUCUUCUCCGCAGACGACCACGAAGUAGUGGUGGGGUCUGAGCGGUUACGAGUUAUGGGAGCUGAGGGAGCGGUGUUCAGCGGUUCCAUAGAAACUCCUCACGUCCGAGCCGAACCAUUUAAAGAGCUGCGGCUGGAGUCCCCGACCCGCUCCCUGUUCAUGGAGGCCCCUAAAGGGGUGCAGCUCUUGGCGGAGGUGGGGGACAUCCAGGCCAUAUGCAAGAACGAGCUGCGCCUGGAGUCCAAGGAUGGAGAGAUCAUCCUGGACGCCCGUGAGAUUCGGCUGCUCAGGCUGCCGGAGGGGAAGGCCUCCAUGGCCGCGUCCCGUCAGACCGUGUUCGAGGUGUGCGUGUGCUCCAACGGGAAGCUCUUCCUCUCCCAGGCCGGGACGGGCUCCACCUGCCAGAUCAACAACAGCGUUUGCCUCUAGAGAGCAGCAGCAAACCGGCCUCCGUUUCGGCAGGGGCUGAGGGGAGGAGCCUCGGCGGUUGCUAAGAGACACUCUGAGUGACAGCUUUUCUCCCCCCGAACCGACCUGAGAUCAGUUUCAGUACCAGAACGACUAGGGUGAUCACCGCGUCGCUAUAGUUACGAAUCACACACACCGUGCACAUGCACACCCCUGCCCCGCCCCCGCCCCCUCCCAC
Molecule: messenger RNA, 1386 nt
Organism: Anguilla anguilla (European eel)
Lineage: Eukaryota; Metazoa; Chordata; Actinopteri; Anguilliformes; Anguillidae
Gene: sgcd
Product: sarcoglycan, delta (dystrophin-associated glycoprotein)
Exons: 8
Coding region: 303-1169 (288 amino acids)
Biological process (GO): cardiac muscle tissue development; heart contraction
Cellular component (GO): sarcolemma; sarcoglycan complex
Source: RefSeq, a predicted model, not a curated record